GUAUUUCCUUCAGACUCCAGACUGGCUCCGCCUACUCGAGUCUAGUCACAUGGCCGGUCACGUGGUCAUGACAUCAUCAGAGGUCCUUUAGCUGGCGAGGAGAUAGCAUCUACCCAGUGUGUCAUUCUACAGGCGUCUUCUGCUGCUCCCAGGUCCAUGAUGCCUCACCUCCCCCUGACGAUGCCGCCUGACCGCGGGGGCGGGGCACUCUUCGCGGUGCGGAUCACCACCCUGGCAGUGGGAACGGUCUGUCUGCCGCUCUGCGGUUUCGUCUUCUGCGUGCUUUGGUCGCUGAUUUUUAACUUUGAGGAGACCACGGCGACGCACUGCGGGGUUCCUAACUACCUGCCGUCCAUCAGCGCGGCCAUCGGCGGAGUCACCCCACAGAGGUAUAUCUGGCGCCUCUGCAUCGGCCUCCACUCUGCCCCCCGUCUGCUGGGAGCAGUGGUUUACCUCAACUUGUACCUGACCUGGGGCGCCUCCUACUGGAGAUGUUAUAUCAACUUCCUGCUCAAUGGCUUCGAGAUCCUGAGCCUCCUCCUGCUGACCUUCAUCUCCUCCAACGAGAACCACGGGAUCCAUCAGUUGUCUUUUGUCUUCUUCAUAUUCUUCUCCCUCAUGUAUAUGAUGACAACUAUAAGGAUAUGGGGACUAUCCAGGAAAUACUCUGUAAGUGCCGAGGAACAGCGCUCAUAUGUCUGGAAGAAGUGGCUGUUCAUCUUCAACCUGGCAGCCAUCCUGAUAGCCUUCGUGUUUUAUUAUCGUCAUAAUGUGUACUGCGAACCUGGAGUUUACACCUUCUUCGCAUUCUUCGAGUACCUGGUGGUCUUUUCUAACAUGGGUUUCCACAUGACGGCCUGGUUGGAUUUCGGCAGUAAGGAGCUUCUGGUCUCCUCUCUGGAUAAACGCAUCUGAGGAGGAACCGAACACGUUCUGGCGGUCAGUGGUCACCGCGCGGUCACUAUAACACCCGGAGCUAUUGUCCUUCCCACCCCAGAAGACACAGGUCCCUCUCCUGGGAUUGGAUCAGUAGUGGCGUCGGCUGUUGUGCGGUGGUUUCUAGAGGAUUUGCGGUGAAGAUGUUGGUGGCGUUGGAUGUUGUGAAGAUGUGAUUAUACCGCCAUAUAGGUAUAUACCUGCAGGCUGUGCUGCUAUAUCAUGAUUAUUAUCAGUACUGAUGCGGUGUGUAGUGGAUCUGAUCAUGAGAGCGCGUUCUGGAUGACUGUAAUGCUUUCCGUGGUCUCCAGGGGGCGCUGUUUACCUGCAGCGGUAUUACCACCAUAGACGUUAGCGCUUGUGGGCAGUGUGAUGUCGGAUCUGUGGACUC
This is a messenger RNA of Hyla sarda, 1327 nucleotides long. RefSeq names its product post-GPI attachment to proteins 2 (gene PGAP2). NCBI's taxonomy places the organism in Eukaryota, Metazoa, Chordata, Amphibia, Anura, Hylidae. The transcript is spliced from 6 exons. Gene Ontology annotation, biological process: GPI anchor biosynthetic process. The record is from RefSeq and is a predicted model, not a curated record. Gene Ontology annotation, cellular component: Golgi membrane; endoplasmic reticulum membrane. Bases 157 to 915 code for a protein of 252 amino acids.